UCUCAGUCCAAUCCGCUGCGUCAGAUUGUGUGUCCGACCUUGUUCUGGCUGGAGGGGAAUUAAAGUCUGGCAGCUGAACUCUGGAUCUCGCAUCUCGCAUCUCGCAGUGAGUUCGCUCCGUUGCUUGGCAAACUCAAUCCCAUCCCUACUCCCUAUAACUGCCCUUCCCCCGACGGCCUCGACCGCAGCUUUUCGCCGGCGACUUCCUCCACGCCUCGAAGUUCCCUCGCUUUUUCCCUCCCCCACGACAUCAUGGCCGUCAGGGAGUCUCCCCCGGCCACGGCCACGGCUACCUCCACCGCGAAGGACGCGCGACUGGCAGACCCCGAGGAUUCGCAAUUGCUGGCCAAAAUGGGCUACAAACAGGAGCUUCGGAGACAGUAUUCCACCGUGCAGAUCUUCGCCGUCGCGUUCAGUAUCAUGGGCUUGGUGCCGUCCAUCGCUUCGACUAUCGCUUUCUCCUUGCCGGCUGGUCCUGCGGGCAUGGUUUGGGGGUGGUUGACUGCGAGUAUCUUGAUCUUCUUCGUGGGAUUGGCUAUGGCUGAUAUGGCAUCCGCUAUGCCUACGGCAGGUGGACUCUACUGGUGGACACACUACUUCGCGGGGGAGAGGUACAAGAAUGCGCUGAGCUUCCUGGUGGGAUACAGCAACACCAUGGGGUUGAUCGGGGGGAUGUGCUCGGUGGAUUACACGCUAUCGCUGAUGAUCCUCGCCUGCGUGUCCAUCGCGCGUGACGGCGAGUGGUCCGCAUCCAACGGCAUUAUCUACGGCGUCUACGUCGGGCUGAUCCUCCUGCAUGCCCUCUGCGGUAUCUUCACUGGCCAUAUCAUGCCGCGCAUCCAGACCUUCUGCAUCUUCAUCAACAUCGCCAUCAUCGUCGCCACCGUUGUCGCUCUCCCCAUUGGCAAAGUCACUAACGGCGGCUCCCUCAACUCAGGGACCUAUGUCUUCGGGCACGUCGACAACGCGACCUCGUGGCCCACCGGAUGGACCUUCAUCCUAGCCUUCCUGGCACCGAUCUGGUCGAUCGGGUUUUUCGACUCAUGCGUGCAUAUGAGCGAGGAGGCCCUGCACGCCGCCAAGGCUGUCCCGCUGGGCAUUAUCUGGUCGUCCGGAUGUGCCUGUGUGCUGGGGUUCCUGGUGCUGAGCAUUCUGGCUGCGGUGAUGAACCCAGAUGUCAAUGCGACGAUUAACUCGGUUUUCGGCCAGCCGAUGGCGCAGAUCUACUACGACGCGCUCGGCAAGAAGGGCGCCCUGGGUUUCAUGGCCGUGCUGAUCGUGAUCCAGUUUCUGAUCGGACUGAGCUUGAUCGUGGCCGCCUCCCGCCAAGCAUGGGCCUUCUCACGCGACGGUGCACUGCCUUUCUCGCGCUACUUCCGCCACGUCAGCCGACGGGUACGGUACCAGCCUGUCCGAGCGAUCUGCGGCCUCGUCGUGGUGUGCAUCAUCUUCGGUCUGCUCUGUUUGAUCAACUCCGUCGCCGCGAAUGCGCUGUUCUCCCUCUUCGUCGCCAGCAACUACGUGGCGUGGGGCACGCCGAUCCUGUGCCGGCUGAUCUGGGGCAAAGAGCGGUUCCGGCCGGGCGAGUUCUACACGGGAUUCAUGAGUCGGCCGAUCGCGGUGGUUGCGGUGCUGUGGUUGGCGUUUGGGUUGGUGUUGUCGAUGUUUCCGAGUGAGGGGCCGAAUCCGAGUCCGUCGGAAAUGAACUAUACGAUCGUAAUCAACGGGUUCGUCUGGUUGGCGUGCAUGUCGUACUACUUCCUGUUCGCGCGGAAGUGGUAUACGGGGCCGAAGAUGACGGUCGAUGGGGUGGAAGAGGAGGAUACGACUCAGAAUGGGUCGUUGCAUAAGGAUCCGUCGACUACUUAUAAAUGAUAAUGAUAGAUGUAAACCAUGUACUUUAGUAUAGUAUAAACAAU
Aspergillus heteromorphus CBS 117.55 is the source of this 1919-nucleotide messenger RNA. RefSeq names its product putative GABA permease (Uga4). Gene Ontology annotation, cellular component: membrane. Gene Ontology annotation, biological process: transmembrane transport. The transcript is spliced from 7 exons. Lineage: Eukaryota; Fungi; Ascomycota; Eurotiomycetes; Eurotiales; Aspergillaceae. Gene Ontology annotation, molecular function: transmembrane transporter activity. The record is from RefSeq and is a predicted model, not a curated record. The coding region runs from base 253 to 1875 and encodes 540 amino acids.